AAACAAUAUUUAAACAUGUCAGUCAUCUGUGAAGGUAACUAAUAAGGACAUUUUAUGUUUUGAAAUAUAACAGUAAUGGGGAAUUAUUUAGUUGUUUUCCUACUGUCUGUAUUUGUUUUGCUUGCUGCAUUAUAUGUGCAUAAAGUGGAACAAAAUAUAAUCCAAAUAAAAGACGAGUUACUGCAACAUGGAAAUGAAAUAAAGAAAGUGAAGGAAGAAUUCGAAUCGAACAACAAGGCACUUGCACAAUUGAAAGUAGAAUUGAAAUCGACGAAAAACGAAAUUACACAAGUGAAAGUAGAAUUGGAAUCGACAAGCAAGGAACUUAAACAAGCGCAAGUAGAAUUGGAAUCGACUAAAAAUGAACUUAAACAAGUGAAAGUAGAAUUGGAAUCGACUAAAAAUGAACUCAAACAAGUGAAAGUAGUAUUGGAAUCGACGAGAAAUGAACUUAAACAAGUGAAAGUAGAAUUGGAAUCGACGAGAAAUGAACUUAAACAAGUGCAAGUAGAACUGGAAUCGACGAGAAAUGAACUUAAACUUGUGAAAGUAGAACUAGAUACGACAAGAAAUGAACUUAAACAAGUGAAAGUAGAACUAGAUACGACAAGAAAUGAACUUAAACAUGUGAAAGUAGAAUUGGAUACUACGAAAGAGCAAAUUAAUACACUUCGUAAAGAAAUGAUAGAAAAAGACAAUGCCCACAAGAAAGAAAUAAAUCAAAUUACAGCAGACGUAAAUGCGUUACGUGAAGAACAAAAUAAGAUUAAAACAGGUAUUAGGGACAGAGUUUCUGAUUAUGAGAAAAAUGAAAAGGAAAGAUUUAAGGAUAAAGGUAAUAGAUGUCGAGGAAGACACAAACAUAACAGAAGCUGAAUUAAAGAAGGAAUAUGCACCAGAAAUGGUUAGAGGAGUUUAGAGACUACAAUUCAUUUUCACGAAAAUAUUAAAAAUUAAUUAAGAGUU
Molecule: messenger RNA, 966 nt
Organism: Mytilus californianus (California mussel)
Lineage: Eukaryota; Metazoa; Mollusca; Bivalvia; Mytilida; Mytilidae
Exons: 3
Coding region: 76-876 (266 amino acids)
Source: RefSeq, a predicted model, not a curated record